CACACAGCUGUGAAAUUUGCAAGAAGGCCUUUUCUAAAAGAAGUCAUCUUGUAAUGCACAUUAGAGUACACACAAAAGAAAGGCCAUGCAACUGUGAAAUUUGCAACAAUACCUUCGCAUGGAAAAAUAGUUUGGUGAGGCACAUGAAAAUACAUACAGUUAAUAAACCAUACAGCUGUGAGAUUUGCAAUAAAGCCUUUUCUGAGAUAGGCCAUCUUGUAAAGCACACUAGAGUACAUACAAAGGAGAAGCCUUAUAACUGCAAGAUUUGCAACAGUGCAUUUUCACGAAAAAAUAAUCUGGUGAGACACAUGAGAACACAUACAAAGGAAAAGCCAUACAGCUGCGAGAUUUGCAAUAAGGCCUUUUCUGAAAGAGGUCACCUAGUAGCGCACAUUAGAGUACACACCAAGGAGAAGCCAUACAGUUGUGAAAUUUGUAAGAAGGACUUCACAGAAAAAAAAAUCGUCUGGGAAGUCACUAUGAGAGUACAUACAAAAGAGAAGCCAUAUAGCUGUGAGAUUUGCAAAAAGUCCUUCUCACAUGAAACUAGUCUAGAGAUCCAUAUGAGAAUACAUAGAAAAGAGAAACCAUACAGCUGUGAGAUUUGCAAUAAGGCCUUCUAUGCAAAAAGUCAUGUAGUAAGGCAUAUGAGAGCACAUACAAAAGAGAAGCCAUACAGCUGUGAGAUUUGCAACAAGGCCUUCUCAUAA
Molecule: messenger RNA, 713 nt
Organism: Penaeus monodon (black tiger shrimp)
Lineage: Eukaryota; Metazoa; Arthropoda; Malacostraca; Decapoda; Penaeidae
Product: zinc finger protein 570-like
Exons: 2
Coding region: 54-713 (219 amino acids)
Biological process (GO): regulation of transcription by RNA polymerase II
Molecular function (GO): RNA polymerase II cis-regulatory region sequence-specific DNA binding; DNA-binding transcription factor activity
Source: RefSeq, a predicted model, not a curated record